Aureobasidium namibiae CBS 147.97 is the source of this 2445-nucleotide messenger RNA. RefSeq lists its product as uncharacterized. NCBI's taxonomy places the organism in Eukaryota, Fungi, Ascomycota, Dothideomycetes, Dothideales, Saccotheciaceae. The record is from RefSeq and is a predicted model, not a curated record. Bases 1 to 2445 code for a protein of 814 amino acids. The transcript has 4 exons.
AUGAAGUAUGGCGCAACUCUCCGCCAGCAUUCUAUACCCGCAUGGGCGCAUCACAACAUCGACUAUGAUGACGUGAAGCACUACAUCAAGGAGAACACAACCGCGGGCAACGGCAACAGCAUUUCUAUACCAGGAGCCGGUGAUGUCAGGGGAAAAGAACUCGAGGACAAUCUGUCCGGCAUCCUGCAACAACAACAUCAACGAAUCAGUUUGUUCGUCAGGAGCAAGACGGGUGAGAUUGAGAGGCGGCUGGACCACCUCCGCAAGCAGACGACGUUGCUCUCUUCCAAACCCGCCGUCAAUGGUCGCAUACCUGCGAGGCGACUCGAGAAGUAUGGUCGUCUCGAGUCCGAUAUCCUCAAGGCCGGAGACGAACUACAAUGCCUAUCGCGCUUCUCAAAGGCACAACAAACCGCUUUCCGCAAGCUCCUUAAGAAACACAAGAAGUGGACUGGAUCUACGGACCUCGAGACGGAAUUCAACAGACAUGUUCUCGGCAAUCCCGAAAGUUUCACCAACAUCGACUUGAACCCUCUUUAUACUGAAUACGAAGAUACCCUUUCCGCAUUGAGAACCCUGUACCACGAGCGAAUUAGUGGGGCACCCGACAAGCCCUCGGUCGACGCUGGCACGCAAGAUAGCUCGGCACAAAUCCGAUCUAUCCUCGAGUCGAGCUCGUCUGUCGAUUUUGACUCCUACCUCUCCACAUCACCUCUCGGCCGCGGUGGCAAGAACGCCGUCUACUGGGUACAUUCGGACAACAUCGUGGAGCUUCAGAUUCUGAUCUUGCAGCAUGCUCAAUCAUUCCCAACCCGGACAACAUCUUCGGCAACCGUUUCUCCUACGUUAUCUCGUCACAACAGUAUGACCUCCUCGAGCGACAGGAGAAACAGCACUGCUGUCGAAGCCGACACUACUUUGCUUGUUGCAGACGACCUUGAAAGUUUCAUUGCGCACCAGAGCUCGUCCACAUUUGAGAAACGUGAGGAGACUGUAGGGAGCCGUCUCCAGGAGGCAGCUGUCCAUGCGAGAUGGACCAAGACAGAAGACGCUAUUGUUACUGCUCAAAUCAACGACCGUGAUGUUCAGAGGGCCUCCAUCAAACGCAAGAAUGUUUUCGCCAUACUCGACUCCUCGUCUACCACAUCGCCGCGCAAGUCUUCUGUCACUCAGGAUAAGAACUUCGAAGCCGCUGAAAAUAUGCGCACCUGGAUCGGUCAGCAGGGGACCAUCAAUCCUCUCACUACUAUUGCUUCGAACAGGUCUCGCUUCGCUGGAACAGCCACUGAUUCGAGCGGGUUCAUCCUCGCCACUCUGGACAAGAAUAUUCGUAUGAAGAAAGCAGAAUUCUUGACAAAUUCUGUUGAGGAUGCGUUCUCUCAGAACAUGAGUGCGGAGUUCCCCUUCGCGGUGCUUCGAGUAAGGCAAGAAGGGUUUCCCAACAGCACCCUCAUCAAGGUUCUGGAUCAGAGCUAUCUUGUCGAGCGAGUUCGUGGCUUCUCACUUGAGUACCACUCCGUAUGGUAUUGCUGCCAGCCUGAGAAUGUCGUUCCUCCAUUCUGGGUUCCAUUGAUGCAAAAAGAUAUUCGCAAAGUUCCCACCGCGGCAAGCAGACGUAGAGCGUACAACAACGACUCCAGCUAUGGUUCACAAUCCACUACACCUCAAAUGUCAACAUCGACCGGAUCUGUAGGUGACCGCACUGGUGACCUGACUGCAGUUGAAGAACAAUCACCUCCGCGAAUCCAGAUUCCCGAUCAGUUGGCGACGCCUCCUCUCAGUGCUUUCCGCAAGAAGAGAAAGUCUGCUUAUGGCAGGGCCGGAAGUGCUCUGCCAAAGCAAGCAUACUGGAGCGAGUACGAUGAUCCUUCUGGCUCAGAGGAUGAGGGUGCUUAUGUCUUGUACAUUGAUCCGAACGAAGUAUCGUCUGCCACUAAGACAUGGCGCCGCAUCCGCAGUCUCUGGUCCAGGAACAAGCCUUCUGACCAAGAAGCCCUGCUUGGGCACGAUGGUACCAACGAGCAAGGUAUGGUAGAGGAGUCGGUCACUUCGUCAGACGACGAGGCACAUACCCCUCGACGUACUCAACGCCGCUCCUAUGGAACAUUGAACAAUUCUUCAGGUCAAGUUGCUGGAUACAACCCGCAAGUACACCACCAAUAUUCCGACUGGGUUACUCAGAUGUCGGCGACAUGCUUGAUUGCAUCGAUACUUUUACUCUGCAUUGGCUAUAUACUGGUAGCUACUGGUAAGAGAAAGUUAGCUUCCGAAGUCGAUGCCGGCGUGGUGUUGGCAGUUGCUUCGAGUUUGGCCUUUGCCGUUUCUGGCGUGGGUGCUGUCUUUGGUAGACGGACACCCCGCUGGCCGGUUGCCACGUUGGUCAUUGGAAUCCUGGUCGCAGACGUCGCAGCAGCGAGUGUUCUUCUCACCUGGGCCUUUGGUUGA